Medicago truncatula (barrel medic) is the source of this 787-nucleotide messenger RNA. RefSeq lists its product as uncharacterized. The transcript has 4 exons. Gene Ontology annotation, biological process: intracellular protein transport; endoplasmic reticulum to Golgi vesicle-mediated transport. Gene Ontology annotation, cellular component: endoplasmic reticulum membrane; endoplasmic reticulum. The record is from RefSeq and is a predicted model, not a curated record. The coding region runs from base 123 to 512 and encodes 129 amino acids. Lineage: Eukaryota; Viridiplantae; Streptophyta; Magnoliopsida; Fabales; Fabaceae.
ACCAAAACUAGUUUCACUCACAUCAUUGAAUUCACGAUUCAGACAAGUACAGAGAACACCGAUCGAUAAUCACGAAGAAAUCAACAAACCACUGUUCAAAUAAGUGCUUUUUUUCAUAAGCGAUGGCAUUGCAGUGGAUGAUACUCACCUAUGUGGUGGCUAUUGAAGCUGCUGUAGCAAUUCUUCUAACCCUUCCUUCACCAAAGCUUUUGAGGAACCGUUUGACUUCUCUGAUUUCGCUUAUUCUUCAACCUGCUCUUUUCAUUGUUCCCUUUGCUGGGUUUCAGCUUCUAGAUAUAUAUUGGAAGGCUGAGCAUAGGUUGAUGUGUACCUCUGAUGUUUGUACUGCUGCUGAGAGAGAUCGCUACGAGAAAACUACAUACAAAGCUCAGAGAAACGUGAUACUGUGUAUUUCAGCAUGCCUUCUCUAUUGGUCCAUAUACCGCAUUUGCAAGUUCCAGAAGGAUAUUCAAAGCAUGGAGGAAGUUGAGAAGAGAAUCAAGUCUAAGUAGAAGCUUCUUUUUACAAUCUAUAUUGGCAUUGUUAGUGAAAGAGAGCUUUUGAGGGAUCUUUAGUUUGUACGGAUAUGCCACUGUGAUUUAUGAUGUACCAAACCUUGAACUAUGGCACACUCAUCAUCACUCAGCUCUGUAUUUUCAUGGUUUCAAUUUUUUAUUGUUGUGGUGUUUGGAUGCACUCUUUUGAAUUGUGUGUAGUGUAAUGAGUUGGCCUAUAUAUAGGUGAAAUAUUUUACAUUUUUACUUCUAUUUUAGUUCAUUUUUACUUC